Messenger RNA from Acipenser ruthenus (sterlet), 1146 nucleotides. Its product is annotated as DNA-directed RNA polymerase III subunit RPC8-like. Gene Ontology annotation, biological process: transcription initiation at RNA polymerase III promoter; DNA-templated transcription. Gene Ontology annotation, molecular function: DNA binding; DNA-directed RNA polymerase activity. Gene Ontology annotation, cellular component: RNA polymerase III complex. Lineage: Eukaryota; Metazoa; Chordata; Actinopteri; Acipenseriformes; Acipenseridae. Bases 249 to 851 code for a protein of 200 amino acids. The transcript is spliced from 7 exons. The record is from RefSeq and is a predicted model, not a curated record.
GGUAGCGUCGUAAACAGGAAGCACAUGGUUGCCGCACUGUCUUGCUGUCUCUGAACUGCGAGCGGUUCUGAGUUAUUAUUGUAUCGUUUAAAUAACAUAACUUACAACGAUUCGGACAUUUGAAGAAAAAUCUAUCUUAUUUAAAUACGGGACGUUAAACUGAAGCGCGUUAUUCGUUAUAACAGAGAUCGAAACGAACCAUUUCUCUUACGUCAUUGUCUUUUGGCGUUUUCCACAAAAAAACAGGUAUGUUUGUGGUCAUCGAAAUGGUCGACACGGUCCGAACCCCUCCCUGGCAAUUUCAACAAAGACUGAACGACGCCAUUGCUGAACAGCUUAAUAAGAAGCUGGCAAACAAGGUUGUCUAUAACGUUGGGCUGUGCAUCUGUCUUUAUGACAUCACCAAACUUGAAGAUUCUUUCAUCUUCCCUGGUGAUGGAGCAUCCCAUACAAAAGUUCACUUCCGGUACGUGGUUUUCCGGCCGUUUCUGGACGAGAUUCUUGUCGGAAAAAUCAAAGGAUGCAGCCAGGAAGGGGUGUAUGUCACUCUCGGGUUCUUUGAUGACAUUUUAAUUCCUCCUGAGUCUCUUCAGCAGCCGGCGAAAUUUGAUGACUCUGAGCAGGUCUGGGUUUGGGAAUAUGAAACAGAAGAAGGAGCUCACGACCUCUACAUGGACCAGGGCGAGGACGUCCGAUUCAGAGUGGUGGACGAGGCUUUCGUCGACACCUCCCCCAGCGGCCCCCUCUCCUCCGAAGCCAGCCCUGACGAAAAGAAAGAGGCCCCCUACACUCUCAUAGCUUCCAUUAUAGAACCAGGUCUUGGUCUUCAGUCUUGGUGGACAAACCAUUAAAUAGGACAAGGACUCAAAACUGUGUGUGUGUGUGCAGCUAUGGAGCAAAAGUUUAGCAUCAUCUCACUGUAGAAUGAACUGCUGGCUAGGACUACAGCUCCCAGCAUGCCUCUGUGUCUGUGUGUGACAGUGAGAGUGUGUCUGUGAUAGUGUAUUUGUCUGACAGUGAGAUUGAUAGUGUGUCUGUGUGCUAGUGUGUGUGAUACUGUAUGUGUACCAAAAGCAAAUAAUUGUACAGUUUAAAUAUGUAUUAAGUACUGUAUGUUGAUUAAAAAAAUGUUUAAUUUUUCAACAA